AUGAACUGCCCCUCGCGAACCGAUGAAACCCUCACUCACCCAGGCUGGAACCAGAGCCCACCUACCUUCAGCCCGGACACCACAACCCGUAAUGACUUCAACGGCAUCUCCAAUUCCAGAGUCCAUCGUAGACAUGCUGCCGGUCGUGGUAUAGGCACAGGCGAGGAUACACUCUCCAUAGAUCCGAGACCGCCAAGCUGUCUUCGCAAAUUGACUAAAUUUGGUCGUUUUGUCGGCCCUGGUUUCCUCAUCUCGGUCGCCUAUAUCGAUCCGGGAAACUAUGCCACCGACGUUGCGGCCGGUGCGCAGUUCAAGUAUGCCUUGCUGUUCAUAAUUCUCAUGUCUGAUCUAUUUGCAAUCAUCCUCCAAUCCCUGUGUAUCAAGCUAGGCUCCGUGACUGGUCUCAAUCUGGCUGAAAAUUGCCGCGAACAUCUCCCCAGCUGGCUGGUAUACAUUCUUUAUGUAUUCUCAGAGGCGGCAAUCAUUGCAACAGAUAUUGCCGAGGUUGUUGGAUCCGCUAUUUCGCUGAAUCUACUUGGAAACAUUCCUCUGGUAGCCGGAUGUGCUAUUACCCUGGUGGAUGUCUUCUUUCUGCUGCUCUUCUGGCGCCCCAACGGAUCCAUGUGGGGUUUGCGACUCUUUGAAUUUUUCGUCGUGGCCCUUGUAUUGGGGGUUGUCAUUUGCUUCUGCAUUCAGCUCUCUCUCAUCAAGGACCAAUCGAUUGGGGAAGUCUUCCGGGGGUAUCUACCUUCAUCGACUGUCGUUCAAUCUGAAGGUCUCUACCAAAGUUGUGGUAUCCUUGGGGCGACCGUAAUGCCGCACUCACUCUUUCUUGGUAGCGGAGUGGUCCAGUCUCGCCUGAAAGACUUCGAUGUGAAAUCAGGCUAUGUCGAGCCCACAGUGCCUUUAGGAAGCAACGGUGGGGAAAUUGAAUACCGGCCGUCCAUUCAUGCAAUUCGUAACUGCAUGAAGUAUUCCAUCAUCGAGUUGGCCCUUUCACUCUUCACAUUUGCUCUCUUCGUUAAUAGCGCCAUUCUCAUUGUCGCUGGUGCCUCUCUCUAUGACGUCCCAGGCGGCGCUGAUGCUGAUCUCUUUGGAAUCCACAAGCUGCUUGUUUCCUCUAUUGCCCCAGCUGCCGGUCUUGUUUUUGCUUUGGCUCUUCUCCUGUCCGGUAUCUCUGCCGGUAUUGUUUGCACUAUGGCAGGCCAAAUGGUGAGCGAGGGCAUGCUGAGAUGGAGCAUCAAACUUUGGCUUCGACGUCUCAUCACGCGCUCCGUCAGUAUUAUUCCCAGUAUUAUCAUCGCUGCCGCUGUGGGCAAGGAGGGGCUUGACAAGACCCUCACUGCCAGUCAGGUUGUACUAAGUGUUAUCCUGCCAUUUGUCUCAGCCCCCCUCGUCUGGUUUACGUGCUUCAAUAAAUACAUGACUGUCGCUGCCGAGCAGACCAGUGAAGGCCAUGGUGAAGUGGAAGUUGAGCAAUUUCCGAUGCGGAACCACUGGGCUCUCUGCAUCCUCUCAGUCCUUAUUUGGCUACUCAUUGCUGUGAUGAACGUGGCACUGCUGGUUUUGCUUGGAAUGGGCAAAGCAUCUUAA
Messenger RNA from Penicillium crustosum, 1593 nucleotides. RefSeq lists its product as uncharacterized. Bases 1 to 1593 code for a protein of 530 amino acids. The record is from RefSeq and is a predicted model, not a curated record. Gene Ontology annotation, cellular component: membrane. Lineage: Eukaryota; Fungi; Ascomycota; Eurotiomycetes; Eurotiales; Aspergillaceae. The transcript is spliced from 3 exons. Gene Ontology annotation, molecular function: manganese ion transmembrane transporter activity; cadmium ion transmembrane transporter activity. Gene Ontology annotation, biological process: intracellular manganese ion homeostasis; iron ion transport.